Molecule: messenger RNA, 1677 nt
Organism: Bombina bombina (fire-bellied toad)
Lineage: Eukaryota; Metazoa; Chordata; Amphibia; Anura; Bombinatoridae
Exons: 2
Coding region: 381-1667 (428 amino acids)
Source: RefSeq, a predicted model, not a curated record
CUUAGCUUCUAGAAGCAUGGAAAUCAGCUCUUCACAUUUGCCUAUAAAUAUACAUAUGCCUUUUUACAAAAUAACUAUUCAGAAGUAAAAUCAGUUUGGAAUAAACACAAAGCUAUUUCUGUCUGGUUUGUUAACUAGCUGUCUAGUUAUCAGUUAAUGAGGACAGUACAGUAAAAAGGCAGGCUAUAUCAAGGGAAGAUAUAGGAGCUGCAUUGAAAAGUGAGAAGCAAUAACAAGCAAGAUACAAAGGCUGCAUUUUAAAGUAAAAAGCAGUAAAUAACAAGCAAACAUACAAGACCUGCAAUUUAAAGUGAAAGGCAGUAAAAAUAAUUUGCACAAGAACUGCAUUUAAAAUAUUGUGCUACUUUAACCUGAUCACUAUGAACCAAGAUAAGAGUGUUGAUAUGAUGCAGCAAACUUUAGAGACCAGAUCCUAUGCCUCUGGCUCUAAAUAUUCAAUGCGCUCCAGCAGAUCAUCAGUCAGUUCUGCAGGAGUCAGAGCCCGUGCUAAAGUACAAGCAGCCCAGGAAGUUUCUUAUGCUGAAAAAGAAGCAGACAUGAUAAAGCAGAAAGCAGCACUAGAAGCAGAGGCAGCAAGGCGCAAAGCAGAUAUGGAAGCAGAGGCAGCAAGGUGCAAAGCAGAUAUGGAAGCAGAGGCAGCUAAGUGCAAAGCAGAGACAGCAAGGUGUGAAGCUGAAACAGCGCAACGCAAGGCAGAGUUAGAGGCUAAUAUGCAUGUGCUAAAGAUUCAAAGGGCAGCAGUUGCAGCAUCUGCAGAAGCAGCAGUCUAUGAAGCAGCAGCUGAACUAGAAGAGGAACCACUUCAAGAUUUUGCAGAAAUAACUACCCAUGAUUCAGUACAAAGGACUCAGGAGUAUGUACAGAACCAUGCUCUAGACCAAGAUAAAACAGAGCAUGCUCCUAUCCAACAUAUGUCCAGCAUAAUGCCACAGUUUCCUGACUCAACAUAUUUACAGUCUACUCCAAGUAUUCCUGACUUGCACCCUCCUUCCCAGACUGACACUGCAAAUGUCUCUACACCAAGAGUGCGCUUUCAAGAAAGCAGAGGUUACGCUGAUCCACAAUAUCCAUCACAUUAUAUGGACUCUCACAUAUCCCCUCUCAGAAAUAGUACAUUAGGAACUUCAGAGACUACUGACCUAGCAAAGCACCUGAUUCGUCGAGAGUUAGUGAGUACAGGGCUACUAACAUUUGAUGAUCGACCAGAGAACUACUGGGCAUGGAAGACAUCAUUCCAAGGUGUCACCAGAGAUCUUAAUCUUACAGCCAGAGAAGAGCUAGAUCUUUUGACUAAGUGGCUUGGACCAGAGUCAUCUCAACAGGCUAAGAGACUCAGGUCAGUGCAUGUUCAUAACCCAAUUGAUGGAGUUAAAAUGGUAUGGCAGAGACUAGAAGAAUGUUAUGGCAGCCCUGAAGCUAUUGAGAAUGCACUGUUAAAGAAGCUAGAAAACUUCCCCAGAAUCUCAAACAAAGACAACAUAAAGUUAAGAGAACUUGGUGACAUGUUGUUGGAGGUGAAUGCAGCUAAGGCAGGAGGCUUUUUGCCAGGACUGGCAUACCUAGACACAGCUCGUGGCAUCAACCCAAUUAUUGAAAAACUGACAUAUAGCCUGCAAGAAAAGUGGAUUUUUCAAGGUUCCAAGUAAAAAGAAGACC